Messenger RNA from Pogona vitticeps (central bearded dragon), 8075 nucleotides. It is a transcript of the gene DIO2, whose product is annotated as iodothyronine deiodinase 2. Gene Ontology annotation, molecular function: thyroxine 5'-deiodinase activity. Lineage: Eukaryota; Metazoa; Chordata; Lepidosauria; Squamata; Agamidae. The record is from RefSeq and is a predicted model, not a curated record. Gene Ontology annotation, biological process: thyroid hormone metabolic process.
UUGAGGGAACUGAGCUAGGACUCCAGAGGGAAAGCGCUUCGUACCACAGGCAGAUAGUGAGAGGGAGAGAGGGAGGGAGGGAGACAGAAGAGUGGCAGAAAGGGAGAAAGAGAGGAGGGAUGAGUUAGAGAAGUACAGAAAGUUUGUGUACAGAGAGUUUCCGCACCUCCCCGAACCAACAACAGCAAAAGAGAGAGAGAGAGAGAGUAUUGUUCACCUGAUAGCUUUGGUGAUAAGGAACGAGAGAACUGCUUAGUGCUUAAAUAGCUCAGAGUUAGAGGAAAGUUAGCAGUUCUGCUACAGUUUUAGAACUGCCGGGAAUUGGCAGGCUAGCGCUCUCUCUUGUUCUCUCAAGCAGACUGAAAAGGGCUACUGGCUAAGGAGAAACAACAACAGUAGGUUGACUUAGAGUUUCUGAAAAAUUAAAAGCAGUUCAGGGUGGAAAGAUUUCGCGCUGGCAGGGGUUUUUUUUUUUAAGAAACUUUUUUUUUAAAGCAGCGCCUGCCGCACUGAGACAACUUUAUGAGAGAGGAGACAGAGGCAACCAUGAGUUUUUAAGAAACACUUGUGAUUUCUUGUAUCCUUCUUUAUUUUAUCAUUACUAUUAUUUUUGAGGAGGACACAGGGCAUGACGAGGGAACUCAAAGCGAGCCUCUGAAGGGCAGCAAAGAAGCCAGCGAGCAAGAUGGGUCUGUUAAGCGUGGACCUGUUGAUCACUCUGCAAAUCCUGCCCGUUUUUUUCUCCAACUGCCUCUUUCUUGCCCUCUAUGACUCGGUGGUCCUCUUGAAGCACAUGGUGCUUCUUCUGAGUCGCUCCAAGGCUGCACGUGGAGAGUGGCGAAGGAUGCUCACCUCAGAGGGGCUGCGCUGUGUCUGGAACAGCUUCCUCUUGGAUGCCUACAAACAGGUGAAAUUGGGUGGAGAAGCUCCUAACUCCAAUGUCAUCCACAUAGCCAAUGGGACUGGUGAUGGCAGCAGCAGAUGGAAAAGUUCCAGUGGGAAAUAUGGUUCUGAAUGCCACCUCUUAGACUUUGCCAAAUCAGAACGGCCGCUGGUGGUCAACUUUGGCUCAGCCACCUGACCCCCCUUCACAAACCAGCUGUCAGCUUUUGGCAAGCUGGUGGAAGAGUUCUCCGGUGUGGCUGACUUCCUGUUAGUCUACAUUGAUGAGGCUCACCCAUCGGAUGGCUGGGCUGCUCCUGGUGUCUCAUCCUCAUUCGAGGUCAAGAAGCAUAGGAACCAAGAAGACAGGUGUGCAGCUGCUCAUCAGCUGCUGAAGCGGUUUUCCUUGCCACCUCAGUGCCAGAUAGUGGCUGACUGCAUGGACAAUAAUGCCAAUGUGGCCUAUGGGGUCUCAUUUGAGCGUGUGUGCAUUGUACAGAGACAAAAAAUUGCCUACCUAGGGGGCAAGGGUCCUUUUUUCUACAAUCUCGAAGAAGUUCGACUUUGGCUGGAACAGAACUUUAGGAAGAGAUGAAGUCCAGAUCUAUCGAAGGAAGAUUUGUUAAAGAGUGCCCCUUCAAAGUGUUGCAGCUGAGAAACAGAUUGCAUCCUGAUUUGAAUAGGGUUUUUUCCGACAGUUUUAGACGAGGAAGGUCAAACGAACACAACUGAUAAACAAGCAACCUCCUCCCUCUGAAGCAUCCCCUUGCUUUCCCAAGAAGAGCUGAGAAGAGUUUUGCCUUUGAGAAAGGAGGAUUAAUGGAACAAGAAUGUUGUGUCCUAAGUUGUGUUGAGAUGUUUGGUGCAGAAAGACAGUUUGGUGAGAGAGCUGUACGAUCACUUAACAUCAAGGGAGUAUAAGUUCUCCUAUGUUUGUCCUGCUGAAUUCCACUUCAUCAAAAUGUUAAGAACCUAAAGUUUUGUCACCAUUGUGUCUCUAAUUGUGUAAUAGACAGGGGCAGGUUGAUAUAUAUUACCAGUUCCAGCAUCUGCUACAAACUGGCUACUUAUUUAUUUUUUGGAAGUAGAAAACAGGUAUUGCCAUAAUUAGAUAUUUUCUUUUGCAGCAUAGUUUAGCUGCACUUCUAAAGCCUUUUAAUCUAAACAGAAAAUCUUAUGCUAGUUGGUUGGUUUCAAUUACUGAAGCUGAUGCAUUCUGUUGUUAGGCUGUGGUGACAUCUUAAACCUUUUCUAGCAGCACCCAGCACAGAUGUCUUGUAGGGUGUUUUUGAAUCUUAGUCUGCAUCCCACAUUCUAGCAACUGAUAAUGUUAUAGCAAAAAGAUACGUUGUAUAUUGGACCAACUCUGCCAGUAUAGCUCCAGUGGAUUCCUAUGACUUUUUGACUGCAAAAAUAAUCAAGGAUGGGAAAAGCCUGAUGGAUCGGAACCCAUCCACUGGAUCUUUUGCAUUCCCAGAACCCAUUCACAUAACUGAUUGGGAAAGAUCAAGUGACAGAGUUGCUACAUCUGAGUUUGGACAGAAUCCAGCUAAUAAGCAUUUCUCACAUUCAUUCUAUUGUGUGAUAGUAGUCAGUUACAUUUGGAUAAACUUGCAGCUGUUAGCGAUAAUUUGUUUGUCUCAGACUCAAAGACUUAUCAUUUCAGUGCUGCCUUGCACUUGGAAAUAAGCUCAUCAGAUGUAGAGCUGAUCACUUCUUGUCUGUCCCCAAACUCAAAUGAGCACAUUCACAUGCCGGUCUUUUAUACACUCUACAUACCCAGAAGACAGGAGUUUUCUCUCUCUCUCUCUGGCAUCCCACAUUGUAGAAAAUUUACUAUUGAAAAGUCUGCAGAAUUCAUCUCACACCUUUUAGCUAGUGGAAUGGGUAUAGGCAGAAGAUCCUGGUAGAUGUGAUCGCAGCAUGUGCUGAAAUUUUUCAUCUGACCCCUUUGCAAAUGAACCAUAUGAAAAUGAUGUUGGAUAUAACAUUCUUCUUACAAGGGUAUAAUGUCAGGAUUACCUCUCUGUAGGAAAAACUGUGUUUCACCAUUUUUAGAAGGAAAGUAAGGGAGGAAGUAUUAAGUGGAGAGGAGAGGGCCAUGUGAAAUGUGAAGUCUGUUUGUGAAAGGUCUCAUUUUGGCACUUCAGACAUGGCACUAGUCAUGGUCUUCUUUACCCAAACAUAUCCCUUGGUGUGCAUGUCUGCAUUCACAAUCACACAAGGGCAUGUCUAACCAAGAAAAGCAUGGCUAACGCUGGCCCUGGAUGCCUGGAACUGAAACAAUGUAUUUAUCAGUGUGCUUGCUUGCUUGCUUUUCUAAAGAAGAAUAGUAGUACAUUUAGAAUUAGGCAAUAGUGUUUGUUUUAGAAGGUUUUUAUGUAAAAAACUUAAUUUAUUGCAUUUGGAAACAGUGAUGGAGAAGGUGUAUCUUUGUAUGAGGGGGGAAAGCAUGGGGGGGAUGGGAUUGGGGUUGUACACCACUUUACCUCAUUGGUUCUGAAACUUUGUCCAUUAUAUAAAGUGGUAACGCUGAUUUUCCACCCGGUUUGGCCUAGAAGCCUGCACUUAGUUUUUAAUCCUAUUAGUUCAGUGAAGUUAGUUCAGCACGAAGGAGAUUUCCAUCUCAGGGUUGAUGAACUGCCAAGCCGCAGCAGCCUAGCCUCUUUGCCCAUCUUCCCAUUUCUAAGGAAUUUUCUCUUAAAAUUCAUGUUGGUUUUACAAACAUAACCCACUGCCCUCCCUUCCCUUCACCCCGCCAGCCCCCACUGACAGUAUGGUGAAGAACACAAGCAGUUGUACGAAUUAGCUGGCAUUUCUAUGAAACAGAGGAGAGAGAAGCGGUUUUGAAACGGCCACUCAGCUCAGUUCACUAAUACCUCACAAGACCAUUGGAGAUGACCAAGAGCGGCAUGAGCAACAAUAAAAAGUCUGGUGACACCUUAAAGGUUAAAAGAUUUCAUUUGGCCUAAGAAAUUGCAAACCGCAAGCCAGAUUCAUUUAAAAAAGAAAGAAAAAAAGGUAGAUGUGCAGUGGGGCUGCUAGAAGAACCACCCAGUGGAUUACGCCCACUCCAUUUUUAUUCGACUUAUUCAAAGACCACAGAGUGGAAGAGAUGGGUUGUGAUUUGAACUUCACCCCCUUAAAUUAUGUGGUGAGGCUCCUGUCCCAAUUCAUGAGCCAGCCUUGGGUAUGGGAUCAUUUUUCUCAGAUUAUUUAAGAAUGAAAUGCAAAACAAAACAAAACAAACAAAAAACACUUAAGCAGUUGUGAAUUAAGGUAGCAUUACCUCUUAUUUGCACAUCCCCAUUUGACUUUUGUCAAUUUUGUUAAUGCACAGGAGGAUUUUGGAAUAUAUUUUUGUGCCAUGUAGGUAUGAAAACUUGAGGAGGAGGUAUUAAUGCUACUUCCCCCUCCCAUUAUUUGCCUUCUUUCCUUCCCUCCUUUAUAAAGACACAUAGCAGGUGGGCACAUAGAUUCUGAGAAAGUAUGAUAAAGAAACUGAGGAGGAAUGAACUGGGGAAAGCUGCAGUGGGAAGGCAGAGAGAUGCAUGUAUGCUCUUAAAAGUUCAGGGUAUCACACAGAUGAGGGAAGACUUGAAAGAAGAAGGAGAGAGAGAGUGGCAGGAAAUGUGAGGAACUUGAGGAGGAGAAGAUGUUAUUAUAAAUAAGGACAACAGUUGUGCAGUAGUCAAUAACAUACAGGUCUUCUCCACUUCUAGAAUAUUGACAAACCCAUGAAACCUAUUUCUUGGGAGAUAUUUCCAGUCUUUAGAAAUAAUAUUCCAAGGAGCAGGUUCCUUAGUGAGAUGUGUUCUAGUAUCUUUUUUUAAAGUUAUCCAGAUGUUACCUCUAGACAACUAUGUUGAAAUUGCUACUUUAACCAUUUCAAGUCACCUAGACUCCUAUUUUGGGCAGAAGGACAGGAUAUGAAUUAGACAAAAAUAAAAGAAUAAAUUGCAGUCUAAUCCACUUAAUCCAGUAUCCUCUUUUCCACAUCCCUCAAGAGGCAAGUUAAAAGAUGUUAUAGUCCUGUCCACAGCUGUUUGCUAGGGAAUGUCAUCUGCUGUGUACUCUAAAUGUUCACAAUGAUCUCUGAACUCAUUAAGGCAUAACGGAGAUUAAACUCACCAUUUGUGGCACAUAUUCUCUUUAGUGGGAUUAAUUUAUAGAGGUGCUGAACAGCAAGGGUGUGAAUGCAGUAUUCUUAGUUUAAUGCACCUUACUCCCACAUUGCUCUGUUUAGAACUGUACCCAUACUCCUACAACUAAAAUCUAUGCUCUACUUUGGUUGGAUCUUGCCCAUGCUCUUUUCUUGUCCCAUGUAAUUCACAGUCAACGAGAAGUCAAAUUUUUAAAUCUUCCUUUGCUUUUACUCACCUACUUCUUCUGCAUCUAGUGUUUGCGGAAGCAUGUUGUCCAUGGGAAGACAAGCUAUUUGCAGAGAAUCCUCAUCCCCUUUCAUGGCUGAGUUGACCUUUUGACUUAUAUAAAUAACUUAGUAUUCAAAGUUUGUGUAAAUCAACGGAAGCUCUAGACACAAGGAAAGUAACUCAACAUUCUUAUAGCAUCUUAGACUUUCAGGUUUAUUAUGGUGUCUACUUUGCUUAGCUUUUACCUGUUAACUUUCAGUGUGCCACAAGAUUUAUGAUCUUUGCACAAUGCAAUCCUGAGCACUCUCACUCCAUGAUAAACUAAGUUGUGUUCUGUGAGGAUUUUUUUCAGUUGAGUGUGGGUAAACUUGCAGCCUCAUGUCUAUAUCACUGGGCAUGACAAUCCUCUUACCGUUUCAGUAGGGGCUUUUCAGUAGUCUGUACAACCUCAAACAAUUGAUUUGAUCACAUUUGCUGUCAUUUCAUUUCACAUAAUGUUCCCCUUUCAUGUCUAGUUAGGGGAAAGGACAUUCCGGUCAAAUUAUAUUUUAUCACUGACUUGUAUAACCAUAAUCUCGUUGCUUCAUUCUUCUCCAAAGUCUUUCUAGGUUUUUUUAAAUUUCAUUUUGUUUUUGGGUAAAUGCUUUCUUUUUAUGUCGAAGAUAGAAACAAAGAAGCAAGACAAACUCAAAUCACUAUUUCGGAGGGAGACAAAAGUUGAUUUCCCUUGUUAUGCUCUUCUUUACAUUCCAUUUGGGCUUUCAAAAAAAUUGCAAAAAUUGCUUUUGUCAAAAAUUCCCUCUCUUCCUCAUUUGUAUGCUUGGAUAGAAAAACCUAACAAAGUUUUUGUAUGUGACGGUUGAAAUAUACCUUACAUUCACAAGAGGGAUUGUGGGUGACUAAACUGGAAUGCAAAUUUGCAUAUCUAAAGUCAUGGCAAUUUUGCAUGGCUGUUUCUCCUUCUUGGUUUACAUUAUCCUGCCUUUUUUUCUUAUGAGCAAAAGGCUUGUAAUUCGUAGACAUGUGAUUUUCACACAGAAUAGGGAUUAGGAAAGCAGAUUCUGCCAACAGAAAGUGCAUCAGAUUUCUUUCUUUUUCAACAACACAUAUCGCUGACCCAGUCCACCAGCUUAAUCAGGCUCACCAACCAGCACAUUAAUCACAGUGCACACUCUUAAACACCCUAAGAAAAUAGAAACACCUGUUACCUCACCAGAACAGCAUAUAUAUUUUUUUAUCCAAACCAUUCACCAACAAUGUAGUUGGAAGAACAUUUUAAUUUUUGUAGCUUCCCUUCUGGAGUUCAGUUUCCUUUAGUGUUUUAUCGUAUUAGCAGCAGUAUUGUUGUCAGCAUCCUUGGAAAAAAUUGUAUUAGAGUUCAUAGGCAACCUCUUAUCAUCAGUGACAAAUAUGGUGGAUAUUAGAUCACACGUAGAAAAUAACAGCAUUACUGGUAGAUCAGUAGGAGUUCAUAAAAUAAAAUCAGGAUAUCAGGUUUGAAAUAUGAGCAAGAAAGUGUCUGAGAAACAGUUCAUUUUCAUGUUAAUUGCCCUGGUACAUUAUGGGACUGACUUCUGCUGAAAGCACGCUACUGGUUUAUAGAUGGUAUAUUGCUAUAUUUUAGCUAAUUAUGUUCCUGGGAUAAAGAAUUUUCCAAAAGAUCCUUCUGCCAUUUACAUUUUUGUUCCACUGAUAGGAGAUUAUUCCUAUAAAUAUAACACAUUACAUGUGAGAAGGACUAGCUGCCUGGGAAUGUAGUUUAGAUUUUCAUGCUCUAGAAUGGAGUAUUGGUUUGGUACCGUAAGAUAACAAAUUUCAGGGCAAUAUAUACAUUUGAACUUCACAAGAGUAUGCAUUGAGCCAGAGCAACCUGAAAUGGCUAGUGAAGUAUUCUAAGUAGUCAGAUUCAGACAUAAUUGUACUUUAAGAUCUGUUGAUUGCCUUACAUCCCAUUUGAUGAGGAAUUCUAGAUCCACUGCACUAUAUGUAUGGAGAAUCUAGUGCUGGAUACAAGUGUUAGCCUGGGAAACCAGAUGUCUUUUUCUUUAUAUCUUGAACUACUGUGAAGACUUCUAGAAAUGGCUUUCAUGUACCGUCUUUAACACUUCUGUCUGUUGAAAACUACAAGGCAUAUGUCAAUGGAUCAGAUACAAUAUAAUUUUUUAAAACUUUCUACAAUGCUCUGUAGACGUGUAAGAAAGCUGAAGGUGAGAUCAUGUACAUGAAGAAUAUUUAGCCCAGUGAAAUGUCUCAUGAAUUUACCUAGCAUGCUCUGUGUGCCUUUUGUGUUUGCUGGAUGUUGGAUUUAGAUCUUAAAACCCACAUUCAAUAAUAUAACCAAAGCAAUAAGAGAUGUAUCAGGUAGGGAAUACAGGCCAGUCAUAUUCAUUGCUACACCAUGUCAACUCAGGACCCAUAUUGACCAAACUUUGGCUGGACCUAAGACUUGGCGCGCAGGGGCGAGAGGUGAGGAUGAAGGAGAGGUGCCGAUGCGUCCAUGAAGAGCACUAACAAAAGAGUGUCUCACUCCGUUAGUGUUCAGAUGUUUCUUCAUUGGCAUUUCUCUCUGUCUGUUUCUCUCAGCCUUCAGAAAUGAAGAUGAAUUUCAUAUCCAUACAAUAUGGGUCCUGAAUCAAUGUGGUGAGGAAUCACUUUUUUGUGUGUAUGCAUGUAUCCUUGUUUAGCUGUCACAAAUACACUCUGUAGAAGAACAAACACAAACAUGUUACAAUAUUGGUGCUGCGUGGACCAUGUACUUUGUAGAACUGUUCUUUUUUUCCCUUGCAUUUUAAUAAAACUGGGGAAAACACCCCAAUCUUC